AUGGCGCCCGCAAUAUGGUGGGAGGAAAUGGGACAGAGCACGGGAAAAAUCCACGACCGUUUGCAGGCUGAUGCCAUACCUCCUCAGAUAUGGUUUAAAAACCGGCGAGCAAAAUGGCGGAAGCAAAAACGCGAAGAAGAGGCUUUGAAGCGACCUAAUUUCAAAGACCAAGAAGCCAGUUCAAGUGUUGGAUCUGGCGUGGAUACGAGUCGGACUUUGGCCGACCCAGACAAUAUUGACGUGUGUGCUGACGAGGACACGGACAAUAUAUCAGUAAUUGAUGACGACAACAACAGUGCUGAAAACGACAGAAGCCAUAUAUGGACACACGAUAGCUCGGCAAGACUGUCGGUUAACAACAACAGCGUGGACUCCACGUUAAAAAUGCCACGACAAUUAGAGGAUAGCGAUUCCAGCUGUAGUCCUACUAGUUCACCAUGA
Molecule: messenger RNA, 441 nt
Organism: Liolophura sinensis
Lineage: Eukaryota; Metazoa; Mollusca; Polyplacophora; Chitonida; Chitonidae
Product: paired-like homeodomain transcription factor LEUTX
Exons: 2
Coding region: 1-441 (146 amino acids)
Molecular function (GO): DNA binding
Source: RefSeq, a predicted model, not a curated record